This is a messenger RNA of Silurus meridionalis, 2825 nucleotides long. It is a transcript of the gene abhd11, whose product is annotated as abhydrolase domain containing 11. The coding region runs from base 17 to 1057 and encodes 346 amino acids. Gene Ontology annotation, cellular component: mitochondrion. The transcript is spliced from 6 exons. Lineage: Eukaryota; Metazoa; Chordata; Actinopteri; Siluriformes; Siluridae. The record is from RefSeq and is a predicted model, not a curated record.
ACGUCGGAACCUGUACAUGCCGGCCGGACGUCAGAAGCUGUCAAGCUGUAGGCUGUGGGAUUUAAAUGCGCGCUUCCUGUCGGCUCGUCACAGUUCAUGUAUCAGCGCAACCAUGAACUUUCUCAGUCGUGUCUUAACUACAAGAGUGUUAAUCGGGAAGCCGCAGCCGCCGUCCGCAGCCGGAGCUCGGUGUUGGUUUAGCGCGGUGUCGCGGCUGGGCGGCGUUACCCAGUCCCACAGCGCUGCUCCUUCCACCAGCCCUGUAAACCUGAGCUAUGAUGUGUAUGAUGGUAAAGAGGAUGGUGUUCCACUCGUCUUCCUGCAUGGCUUAUUCGGGAGCAAAACCAACUUCCACACUAUAGCGAAGUCUUUGGUGCAGAGGACAGGCCGAAAGGUGCUGACAGUAGAUGCUCGUAACCAUGGCAAUAGCAAACACCACCCGGUCUUGACAUAUGAGGUGAUGACUAACGAUUUGAAGCAUCUGCUUAACCAGCUGCAUAUCGGAAAGUGUAUUCUCAUCGGUCACAGCAUGGGGGGCAAAACUGCAAUGGCUACAGCUUUGUCACAGCCCAGUUUUGUGGAGCGUCUCGUCGUGGUAGACAUCAGUCCUGUUCCGACGUCCGGUCGCACCUUCAUGAGAGGCUAUAUCGAAGCUAUGAAGGAGGUACAAAUACCUAGCAACAUUCCACGCUCAACUGCUCGCAGGGUGGCCGAAGACCAACUCCGGGAUCAUGUUAAAGAACGCUCCGUUCGGCAUUUCCUCCUCACUAAUCUGGUAGAGCAGAAUGGACACUACUCCUGGAGAAUCAAUUUGGAGGCCAUAUCCAAUCACCUGACGGACCUUAUGUCUUUCCCCAAGUUUAACACAACCUAUGAAGGUCCCACCCUCUUUCUGGGCGGCAGUAACUCCGAAUACCUUAGCUCUGAGGAUUACCCUGAAAUCCAGCGUCUCUUUCCGUAUGCAGAUAUCCAGUAUAUCCCUGAUGCCAGUCACUGGAUUCAUGCUGACAAACCCCUGGAUUUCAUCAGUUCUAUAAUUACUUUUGUACAGCCCUAAACUCAUGACUGACUCACUCACUCACUCUUUUUGUUUUUUUUUUUUUUAUUUGAUUUCAUUUUCCUUUUAAAUUAUUAGUCCAUGACUUUCUAAUACACAUACAGUGCUGUGCAAGAGUUGGAAGCAUUGGAAAGAAUUAUCAAAUUAAUUAAUACAUUGAGCAGUAUAUGAAAAAGAAACAAGUAUUGUGGUAUUUAUAGUGAAAUAGUGAAACUUUGACUUGUUCUAAUGUUUUGUGGAAAUGAAUGAUUUGAAAUGCUAUUUCUGUUUUCAUACCCACCUUUAUUCAAAUGCAGCUGUUGUGUUUGGUAAAACCAUAUCCUGAAAAGAUCUUUGCAGAAAGCCUAUACAAGUUUAGAUUUUUUAGAAGACGUGUCAACACAAAUUACUGGUUAAAAACUAGAACCAGAUUUUUUAAAUACAGAUUAAUUUUUUAGGUUAAUGUUUGAGAAUUAUUUUGUUUAGUUACUGACACUCACCUAAUGCAGUAGGUAUAAAUUAACCAUCUAAGGCAAAAUCGAACUGCAAAUGAAUGGUGCCUAUGACUAUUGCACAGUACUGUAAAUCCAGUUGCACUGUUUCAACACUCACUAAGUCGGUUUCACACAAACACAUUCAGCAGACAUUUAAAAACGUUUUGUUUUUCAUACUGGAAAGUAACACAGCAGAUCAGUAGAUUGUAAUUAUAAACAACUCGACUCUACGUGACCAGCUGCCGUUUCAAAAGGGUUUUUUUUUUACUUACUUGAAUCUUUUACUGUCUUACACAAGCACGGAGACUCCACUAGUGCAGUAGUCAUCUAGACAUUGUAUUCUAUAGGUAGUGUUUUUGGAAGUUGCAGUCGGAUGAAGCUAGUUGCAGUUUUCAGUUUGUUACAGUAGAGGUGUCAGUUGUGUGCUUGUUUGUUUGUUUGGUAGUCAUGAGACUGGAGUUCUGUUUUAAAGUAAAGGUGAAUGUUUAGAGCUCGACAAAAUAUCAGAUUUACACAAUUUUCCACUUUCUCCAAGCUUACUCCAUGUUUUUGUGUUCGCUUUGUUAGAUUUGUAGAUAUAAAGGUGAAGGUAGCUUGGUGACGUUUUUAGGAUCAUGCAGGUAUAUAACUCUCUGACAUGCACGAUACGCACAGCACGUCGUUCGAUGGAUAAAUGUCGAGAGAAAAUAAAAUGCUAGCUAGAGAGAAAUAGUGUUAUUACUUACAAAUGUGAAGAGAGAUCACCACGGUUCAUCGCCAAAAUGCUUGCUGACAAUAUUGUUCAUCGUAUUACAAUGACAAUUACAACUACCUAAGCAUUUUGACGUAUACCUGUUUGUUUAGUUGAUUUUUUUGUUAAUAUGUUGUUAUUACUUUACAAUAGCUAUAUGUAUUGCGUUUUUAAGCAUGGACUGGCAACACACUGGAGCUUGUACUUGUACAGUGGUCCAGCUAAUGAACUAAUUUGUUCAUACCUGCAACCUCAUCAAAAUCUGCCUUCUCGUUGCUCUGAGUUUUAUUCCGACUCCAACCUCACCAAGCUAGGGAAAAUUGUUUAACCAAAAAUACCAUACGUAACUAAAAUACAUACAUUUCUAAGAGCUAUGCUGCCGGGAGUUAUACCCUUGACACUUUUUUUCAUCAGGGUCAAUAGCACUGUGUUGUACGUGAGCACCUGUAAGCCGCUGUUAGAUGUGUGUCUGUAUUUUGUGACUUAAAUGUAUUUUAUAUUCCUAUAUUGAGUAUAUUCCUAAAUUAGUACUACAAUAUAAUAAAAGGGAAAUAUUUAUAUUUUA